Molecule: messenger RNA, 1568 nt
Organism: Hydractinia symbiolongicarpus
Lineage: Eukaryota; Metazoa; Cnidaria; Hydrozoa; Anthoathecata; Hydractiniidae
Exons: 2
Coding region: 90-683 (197 amino acids)
Source: RefSeq, a predicted model, not a curated record
GUAUCGUUGGUGCGCUGUUGUUGGUUCUACCAUAUGUUUGUAAGUGUUUUUUAAUUUUUGUUACCCUCUUUGAAAAACGAUUUCCUUUUAUGUAUCUUAACUCUUUUUUCUUUUGUGGAGUAUCUGAGCCAAUUGAUCUCGGAAUUGCGAUUGAUGUUUCCGCACCAAUGAAGUACGCUGUGAAAGACGCAAAGAUUUUGGCUAAAAAACUUGUGAAAUCGUUCGAUAUUAUAGCGGAUAAGACCCAUGUGGCAGUUAUGGCAUUUGCUGAAGACAGUCAAUCGAUUUUUAGUUUUAAUUCUUUCAAUGACGCCGUACUAGAUAAGAAGAAUUUAAUAAGAAAGAUUAAUGCAGUAAAAGCCAAAAAGUCUGGUCCACGAUUUGAUUUGGCAAUGAAGUUUGCAAAUGACACCUUAUUCAGCUCGAAACACGGAAUGCGUAAAAAUAGUCGAAAAAUUUUUGUUAUGCUGUCGGAUGCUAGGCUUGAAGGUAGUAAAGAUGACCCUACGAUCGGAAAAGCUGUUCAGCCAUUAAAAUCCAGAGGAAUACUUAUUCAAAUAGUGGGUUUUAAGUGGUAUGAUCUGACACACAUGUUAAAAAUUGCCUCUGAAGAUUCCUUCAUUUAUGCACUUAAACACAUGAAGUCUGAUGAAAUUGUCAAAUAUAUUAAGGAGGAAUACUAACAAUAUGUCGCUUCAUUUGUCGGUUAUUUUAUUAUAUAUACAUAUUUUUUUGUAUCGUUCUACAAUAAUAUAUUUCCAAUUCUUUCUUAACGCUAUUAGACACGGGGAGGGGGGGGGAGACAGAUUCUGCCUCCCACUGCUGUUUUUUUAAUAACUCUUAUUUAUCAUGCUGCAUGGUUAUGAUACUUGUUGCGCUUUUAUAAUAACCUAUCAGGUACCUGCAUACCGAUUGCUCAGGUCACAUACUUAUAUAUUACUCGAAACUACCCCUAAACAUCUCUAUGAAAUCCUUAAGCCGGAAGAACAUAAAACUUUCGCUAGGAUUAUCCUUAUAACUUGAAGCUUAUAACUUAAAACAACACAAUUUAAUUUCAUCAAAUGAGAUCAUUCUGUAAAUUUCGGACUCGUGAAUAUUUUCUAAUAUUUUUCAGAUUUUAACCGAAAAUCGGGAAAGUCGAAAAGUCGGGCAAUUUUUGCCUUUUUUUCAUACGAAUUAUGUAAAACCUGGAAAACAUGUCAAAUAACUUUUUUGGCUGUCGGAAAAUUUUAACAGAAUGUAAAAAGGAUUACAGUAUUACACAGAUAGUGCUUUUUUCGACAAAUUUCAAGUCACAGAAAAAGUGCUGACUUAAGCAAAAAUCUAUUUCUACCAAUUUGUUGCUCUCAAGACGUACUAAAAGUGUCUCAAGUUUGAGUCAAUUUAGACAAGCCUAUCAACAAUUAUGUGAUCAUGUUAUGUUCGAAAAAACUCCGGACCAAAUAGGGUUAAUUUGUGUUUUUUUUAACAAGUAUAUAUACAGAAAUUAUUUGAUAUUUCAUUCUUUGUUUUUUUUCUUCUUCUAUAAUCACCAAAGUUUAUUUUUUUUAGAUUAAAACUAGUUGAUU